Molecule: messenger RNA, 918 nt
Organism: Emys orbicularis (European pond turtle)
Lineage: Eukaryota; Metazoa; Chordata; Testudines; Emydidae
Gene: PITX1
Product: paired like homeodomain 1
Exons: 3
Coding region: 1-918 (305 amino acids)
Biological process (GO): regulation of transcription by RNA polymerase II; anatomical structure morphogenesis
Cellular component (GO): nucleus
Molecular function (GO): RNA polymerase II cis-regulatory region sequence-specific DNA binding; DNA-binding transcription factor activity, RNA polymerase II-specific
Source: RefSeq, a predicted model, not a curated record
AUGGAUUCCUUUAAAGGUGGGAUGAAUUUGGAAAGACUGCCAGAGAGUUUAAGACCCCAGCCUUCCCAUGACAUGGCUUCCAGCUUCCAUUUGCAAAGAUCUUCUGAAUCCAGAGAUCCGAUUGAGAAUUCAGCCAGUGAAUCGUCAGAUACAGAAGUCCCAGAAAAAGACCGGAGCGGCGAACAGAAGAGCGAAGAUGGAAACCCUGAUGAUCCGGCGAAGAAGAAGAAACAGAGGCGGCAAAGAACUCAUUUCACCAGCCAGCAGCUGCAGGAGCUGGAAGCCACUUUCCAGAGGAACCGCUACCCGGACAUGAGCAUGAGAGAGGAGAUUGCUGUGUGGACCAAUCUCACCGAGCCCAGAGUCAGGGUCUGGUUCAAAAACCGCCGAGCCAAGUGGAGAAAGCGGGAGCGCAACCAGCAGAUGGACCUGUGCAAGAACGGCUACGUGCCCCAGUUCAGCGGCCUCAUGCAGCCCUACGAUGACAUGUACGCCGGCUACCCCUACAACAACUGGGCCACCAAGAGCCUGACCCCGGCGCCGCUCUCCACCAAGAGCUUCACCUUCUUCAACUCCAUGAGCCCCCUGUCCUCGCAGUCCAUGUUCUCCGCCCCCAGCACCAUCUCCUCCAUGAGCAUGCCCUCCAGCAUGGGCCACUCGGCUGUGCCCGGCAUGGCCAACGCCAACCUCAACAACAUCAACAACCUCAGCAACAUCAGCGGCUCCUCCCUCAACUCCGCCAUGUCCUCCCCCGCCUGCCCCUACGGGCCGCCGGGCUCGCCCUACAGCGUGUACAGAGACACUUGCAACUCCAGCUUGGCCAGUCUCAGACUGAAAUCCAAGCAGCACUCCACUUUCGGGUACAGCAGUUUGCAAAGCCCAGGAUCUAGUCUAAACGCCUGUCAGUACAACAGCUGA